Molecule: messenger RNA, 849 nt
Organism: Hevea brasiliensis (rubber tree)
Lineage: Eukaryota; Viridiplantae; Streptophyta; Magnoliopsida; Malpighiales; Euphorbiaceae
Product: proline-rich receptor-like protein kinase PERK2
Exons: 3
Coding region: 1-849 (282 amino acids)
Source: RefSeq, a predicted model, not a curated record
AUGGGUAUUCCAUCCUCCCUACCCACAAACCCUAACCCCAGCCCCAGUCCGCCGCUCUCUCAGUCGCUACCACUGCAAACGCCGCCGCUACCUCAGUCACCACCGCCUCAGUCACCACCACUACCCCCAAGCCAAACACCAACUCUCAUUCUGCCGACUCCCCUCUCGUCGCAAACUGAACCGCAAAAUGAAACACCUAUUUUCGACACUCAGUUCCCAAAACCAAUGCCUGAACCUGAGCCUACUCAAACGAAGUCUAAAGGUAAAACUAAAAAGGCUGCAGGUAGACCCAAGAAAACCCCUGUCAGAAAAUGGAAAAGAGUACCCUCUGUUCCUUUCGACCUAAACUCUCCACCUCAACCUUCCUCUGAACCAGUCAGCAAAAGGACUAGGUCCUCCUCGCAAAUUCCACCACCAGCGGUCCAAACACCUGUAUCUCAGUCGCCCUUAAGCUCUCCAGCAGCACCUGUGUCAUCUGCCGAUAAUAUAGAGGAGGUACUCUCUCUAUUACCUUGGGCUUUUAAGGAUAUGGAUAUAAAAAAUGCUUAUGAGAAAUUAGCUUCUAAACCUAUUUUGGCAAACAAAUAUAUGGAUGAGCAUAUUUUAAAGGAAUUAGGCAUUUAUGACUCUGUAUUUGCCUAUUUGGAUGCUAUCAGCUGGACUAAAUUUGCUAGGAUUAGGGAACCAGUAAUAGCAAGUUUCACUAUCCAACCAUCUGUUGCCUCACCUGACACCACAGAAAUCCUUGCUACCUUGAAGAGCUUAGAAGUCAAAAUUGAUACCAUGGGUCAGCAGCAGGGCUUGAAGCAGACCCUGGUGCAGCAACAAAGCCUUGACAGCAAAGCUUGA